GGAGGAGGGGUUUGGACUUUCCACUGCACUCCAUCCUUAGAGCAGGAGGAGCUUGUUGGAGCUUUAAAGGAACCCCACUGUACACUCACUCUCAGAGCAGCAACUGUGAGAUCAGGCAAACUUGCAAACCUUCAUCUGUCAGCACCCUUCCAGCUCUGUUGGUCCUGUGCCAGCGAUCCAAGCCAGUCAGAUCCAAACAUGCGGAUUCACUCUGCAUCAGAAGGCUUGUCAGACCGGAUAAACAACCACCCAAAUCCAAGAGGGAUAGCCGCUGGAGGGUGGCUCAGAGGAACAUUUCAGAGGUUUCGAAGGCAACCCAACCCUGAUGUUAAGACUCCCUCUUCUGAAGAUAAACAGCCCUCAUCUUUUGAUGGAAAACGUCCAGUUGUGAUUCCAACAUUUGAGCGGCUUCUUGAGGAACGCCACCUGCACGAGGCCAGCCUUUUGCUGAUAGACAGAGAAAAUCACCUCUUUGGGGAGAUAACAGAGGAAGAGGCACUUAAACAUCAUGCAGAAGAGGUGGACAAGCUCGCUGAAGACCGCAAAGCCCUGGAAACCGUUUUGUGGGAGACCGUACAGCGGAGUUUGUCUCUCAGCUCGGACGAAACCGAGGAUGCAGCAGUUUUAGCAUCCGCCGUGAAGGCCAUAUACCGAGAGGAGGAGCAGGACCAGCUGUGGAAGCACGUGGAAUGCAGGAGUCCCAGCAACUGGAAGAAGCGUCACGAUUCCAUCCUUCGAGAGUUGGUGGAAAGCCGAAUGGACAACCCAUUGUUGGUCUCGCUUGUCAAGGAAAAGCAGUCCUCUAUCCAGUCGGACAUCCACUGCAUGGGCAGGCAGCUAAAGGAGGAUUUGCUCAUUGUGGUCCAGGUGGUGAAGAGCUGCUACCCACCAGAGGCAGACAUCUGUAAUUUUUAUGCCGCAGCCUAUCAUCGAGCCCUCAGUGCGAGACUCAAAAAGAUUGCAGAAUUUGUUUUAGAGGACACCGAUUGCACUUCUCUCCUGCGCUGGGUGAAUCACUAUUAUCCGGGAAUCCUUCAAAAGCCAGAACUGGCAUCUGAGAUCGACGAUGCAGCACUAGGAAAGCUGCUCCCAAAUGAACUCCUGGAGCCCCUGGAGGAGCAAUAUCUCACCAGGGAAAUGAGUGAGCUGUCACUGUGUAUGAGCCAAGUCCUGGAGAACGAUAUAAAAAAAUGGAGCCAAGGAGAGGAACCAAUGAGAGAAGACGGUUGCUACACCAGUCAUCUGGCCUAUGACAUCAUUCAGUUCAUCAAUGGUAUAGUGACAAGAGCUGAAACAACUACUGGAAGUCUACACAAAGCCCAGACGACAACAUGCCAACUCACAGAUUUAUUGCAGAGGUUUAAAAGCUUUCAGGAAGACAUCAUCAAGCAAAACAGAUCCAACAGCAAAGCACACAUCAAGGCAAACCUUGGCUGCAUUGAACAGUUCAGGGAUGUCCUCCAAAGGAAAAAACACUUGUUCACAGCUGAUGUGCAGCAAAACUGUUUGAGUGUUCUGACCGACAUGAAGCAAUCCGCCCAUGUGUAUUUAUUAAGCCCUGUACACAAGGUUCUCAAGCCACAGUACCAGAAGUUGGGAACCAGCGACUGGCUGAAAAAGAAUGCGUUUGAUAAACUACAAAGUAGCAUUGAAAAAGAGCUCCAGGAUCUUCAGGGGUUAGUACAACCCUGUCAGGAGGAGCUGAUAGGCCAGCUUCAUCAGGAAGUGACAGUACAGUAUGUCAAGAGGCUCCUAAGGGGAGACGUCAAACUGAAGGACAGAGAGCAGCAACAUUGGGCUUGCGCUACUGUUAUGGACAAUGCAGAGAGUUUGCAGAUGCUGUUCAGCAAAAUGGGAUCAAAGGAAAUCUGGUUGAAGGAAAUCCUGACCACAAUUGCGGAAGUAUUGAAACUCCAAGAUAUCCCAGCCAUUCAGAUGCAAGUAGUUUCCAUGGUAUCUGCUCAUCCUGACCUGAGCGAGAGACACAUUUCAGCCCUGCUGAAACUCAAAACAAACCUCUCCAAAGCUGAAAGGAGAACCGUCAAAGCAACUCUUGUGGACGCUUUGAAAGCAAUAGACUCUGAUGUGCACUCUCGGCCAUUUUUCUCCAAAGUUGAGGUCAGAUGAGCCGUGCACAUUUCUUCCGUGGUGCAGCCAGGUUGUACAGAAUUAAGUCUUGUAUUUUUUUCUAUGGUGUUUGACACUGGUGUUUUAAGCUAAUCAUUGUUGGAAAUAAGUAAAAGCAGUUUAAGGCAAACAUGUGCACAAAGAGAUUAUUUGUUAUGUGCUUCCAUGAUGAUGAAAUGAAGGUGGUAGCUAAGGGUCAGUUCUCAAUUGUGCUAAUUGUGCUGUUUUUACAAAAUUCAGGUCAGUGCUCGAAGAGCUAUUCUUAGUUUAUUGUAUAGAUAGUUUCUAUUUUCAAAUCAAAGUGACCUAUGUCUUGCCACGAACAGAGUGUAUGUAAAUAAGACAUGUAUCACAUUGCAUGCUCUAUUUGUCAGUUUGUCAUAUUGAGAAUGUAAGUUACAUAAAAAAAUAAAUAUGGUGAAGCUUUAAAACCU
Messenger RNA from Menidia menidia (Atlantic silverside), 2561 nucleotides. The record is from the annotation of a GenBank genome assembly. NCBI's taxonomy places the organism in Eukaryota, Metazoa, Chordata, Actinopteri, Atheriniformes, Atherinopsidae.